AUGGACGAAGAUACAAAAUGCAAUGAGCUAACCGUUCUAUAUAAUGAAUACAAGGAGUACUUUCUGCUAUGCGAACUAAAGUUAAACCUGUCCAGUCCUAAUACAAAUACAACACCAAUAACGGGUGACGAUUACUAUGCAAAAUUAGCAUCGGGGAGAGGCAAAAAAAAUAUUGAAAGUCAUAUACAUCUUAAGACCAUAGAAGGUGUUACAAUUAGAGUAUCGGUAGAGACGUCCGGCUGGUAUGAAAUCCCGGAAGAUGAUACAUCAGAGUUAUUUAAGCAUUAUGAAACGUUUGAAUCGUUGAUGAUGCAGCGAUCACGAAGUUUCCAAAACAUGUUCGGCAAUACAUUAUCUAAUAGAUUACACAACCUAAUAAGCGAAAAGAUGCAUUCAGAACAAGCAUAA
Debaryomyces hansenii CBS767 is the source of this 408-nucleotide messenger RNA. RefSeq lists its product as uncharacterized. NCBI's taxonomy places the organism in Eukaryota, Fungi, Ascomycota, Pichiomycetes, Serinales, Debaryomycetaceae. The transcript has a single exon. The coding region runs from base 1 to 408 and encodes 135 amino acids. The record is from RefSeq and is a predicted model, not a curated record.